CAACUGUUAGGCUUCAGAGUGGAAAAGGCUCUGGAAAGUACUGGAACACUGUAUUUAAGUAGGAUCUCUGCUGUCCUCUCUUACUGAGCCCCAGGGUCUUUUUUUUUCAUACAGUGAUCAUACCUGUCCUAUUCUUGUGAGGCCCUAUCAGUGAGAUUGUGAAUGCAGAAAAAUGCCCCUACCAUAGGCUCUCCCUGAAAGGGCAGGACUCCACCUCUCAUUGGCAUGGCUCUAGCCCUGCCUUCGUUGCCUGGCAACAGUUCUGUGUCUCUUGACAGAGGACACACUAUGGCAGGUGGAAGUUCAGGAGCCAAGAGGAUAGUGGUAUACCGAAAUGGGGAUCCCCACUCCCCAGGCCGCCAGCUGGUGGUGACCCAACGCCGUUUCCCCACCAUGGAGGCCUUCUUUUAUGAGGUGACAUCAGCCGUGCAGGCCCCACUAGCUGUGCGUGCCCUCUAUACACCUUUUCAUGGCCACCCUGUCACCGACCUGGCAGAACUGCAAAAUGGAGGGCAGUAUGUGGCUGCUGGCUUCGAAAGAUUUCGCAAGCUUCACUAUUUACCCCCUGGAGGGAAGGAUCCAGGUGGGAAGAGCAGCAGACUACAAGAUCCUCUCAUGACUGGCCACCCGUGUGACUGGGCUCUUGGACAGUGGCUGCCUGCAGGCAUCCCCUUCUAUAUCCAUGUGUUUAGGAAUGGGGAUCUGCUAAGUCCUCCAUUCAAUCUGAAGGUGUCCCAGGCUGCCAUUCAGGACUGGGAAACUAUGUUGAAGCUCCUGACUGACAAGGCCAAGUUACAGAAUGGGGAUGUGCAUAAACUCUGCACCCUGGAGGGGCUCACACUGUCAUCGGUGGAGGCUCUGGUGAAUGGCCAUUACUACGUGGCUGUUGGAGAGGAUGAAUUUAAGGCCCUUCCCUAUCUGGAGCUGCUGGUGCCCAGUCCCUCCCUGCCCAGGGGCUGCUGGUAUCCUCCAGGCCUGAAGUAUAGACCCCACAGGCAGAGGGACCAAGGCCUCAGGACACAGGUCACUCUUCCCUUUCCAAAAGAACCAGCACAAAUUGAACCAUCUGUUUUCUAUGCCAGACCCCAGCAGAACAUUCAGCCAAGAAGCAAGCUCCCCACUCUCUUGUUUCCAUCAGGAGUUAAGGGAAUAUACAGGGCUCCUCACCCAAGGAGGGAGACAACAGGGGCCCAAGACGUAGCAGACAAUGAAGACACCUGGACAGAGCAGCCCUUGGACCAGAGAGCAGCACAAACAGUGGAGGAGGCCAUGUCCUCGGAACACAAGUCUGGAGCUAGACUGCAUCCUCAGCCUUAGCCAUUGCACCAUCUUGAGAGCCAAAGCUCUAAAAAGAAACAGGAAGACAGCAGUUGGGUAGACACCUUUUGUCUUCAGCCUGUUCCUGAGAAUCAACGUCUCCCCUGUGCUUAUAGGGAUGUGGUUUCCUCAACCCCUUCCCAUUCUUCUAGGCCUAUAGCCCAGUCUUCUUUCUCCUCAGCAGAGCAGCCCUAGAUGUGGAGGCUGUUUUCUUAUGGGAUUCUCUGUCCAGAGAAAGGAGUAGCUGAUUGAGCUUGGCAAGCGACCACAAAUGUGAAAGUAGAUUUGUCACAAUAAAAGAAUACUUAACUAA
Messenger RNA from Ictidomys tridecemlineatus (thirteen-lined ground squirrel), 1630 nucleotides. It is a transcript of the gene Dcdc2b, whose product is annotated as doublecortin domain containing 2B. Gene Ontology annotation, cellular component: microtubule; microtubule organizing center. Lineage: Eukaryota; Metazoa; Chordata; Mammalia; Rodentia; Sciuridae. The record is from RefSeq and is a predicted model, not a curated record. Gene Ontology annotation, biological process: intracellular signal transduction.